Heterostelium album PN500 is the source of this 1278-nucleotide messenger RNA. Its product is annotated as HAD-IG family 5'-nucleotidase. Gene Ontology annotation, molecular function: 5'-nucleotidase activity. Lineage: Eukaryota; Evosea; Eumycetozoa; Acytosteliales; Acytosteliaceae. The transcript has 5 exons. The record is from RefSeq and is a predicted model, not a curated record. The coding region runs from base 1 to 1278 and encodes 425 amino acids.
AUGGAUUAUAUUAGUAAACAAGAAACCGAUACUUUAGCCGAAGAAAAGAAGUCACCAUCAACCAAAUUCGAUCAAUUAUCAUUGAAUGAUUUAUCAAAUCCACCAACUGAUGAAGAACUUAGAAGAUAUAAGGAUUUACCAUCAUCCUUACUCCCACCUAUCCACAAACGUGAGAUGUUAAAGAGAAUCUAUGUCAAUCGUGAUCUAAAGUUGGACAGAAUCGAAUUCUUUGGUUUCGAUAUGGAUUAUACAAUUGCAGUAUACAAUUCACCGGAUUUCGAAGAGUUGGCAUAUGACAUGGUUAUCGACCGUUUGAUUGCACUCGGUUAUCCAAAGUCCAUCAAAAAGUUGAAAUACGAUCCAUCGUUCCCAAUUCGUGGUUUGUUCUUGGACAAGGAGCUCGGUAAUCUACUAAAGAUCGACAGUUUCGGUAAUAUUAUUCUCUGUGUCCACGGUAGACGUACACUCUCCUCGAAGGAAUCGACCGAUAUGUACCCAAGCAUGAGAGUGCCAAGCGACGAUAUCGGUAAGCGUUUCUACCUGUUGAACACCUUGUUCACCUUGCCAGAGGCUUGUUUGUACAGUGAUCUCGUUGAGCAUCUGGAGAAGGAGAGCAACUUGAAGCUCACCGAGGAGGUUGCCGACGAGCAACAACAACAAAACUCACCACCUCUGACCAGCUUGCACCAAAACACCGAGGGUAACAUGGCAAUCGAGGGUGACGUCUCCUACACCAAUUUGUUCCAAGAUGUUCGUGAAGCAAUGGAUCUAGUUCAUAACGACGGUAGUUUGAAAACCAAGGUAUUGGAUGAUAUGCCAAGAUAUAUCAAAAAAACUAAUCCAUCUGUUCUUUUCGAUAGAAUGAGACAAAAUGGAAAUAAAGUAUUCCUUUUAACAAAUAGUGAAUAUUAUUAUACCAACAAUGUUAUGUCUUAUCUUUUAAAUGAUGCAAAUCCAAAUUAUAAAUCAUGGAGAGAUUAUUUCGGUGCUGAUAAACCAAGAUUCUUCUCUGAAGGUACAACCAUUAGAGAGGUUGACAUUAGCACUGGUAACCUGAUGAUCACAAAGGUCAAGGAUAGAUUCGAACAAGGAAAGGUAUACCAUGGUGGUUCCCUCUCUUUGGUUCAAAAGUUGAUUGGUGCCAAAGGUAGCCGUGUUCUAUACACUGGUGACCACAUCUUUGCCGAUAUCAUCAAGUCAAAGAAAACUCACGGUUGGAGAAAUCUUUUGGUCGUCCCAGAGCUUCAACAUGAAUUACAAGUAAUCGUAAGUUUUUAA